AUGCCUCCAUCAGGUCCACAGGCCACUAAGAAUGAGAACUCUAUCCUUGGUAAAGUAGCUGCCCAUGUCCCUGACCUCAUUGUGUAUGGUGAUUUUUCACAGGAAGUGCCCUUCAUUGAAACUUUUGAUGGAGUUCUUCUCUUCAUAGACAUUUCAGGUUUCACAGCACUAACAGAAAAAUACAGCACAAACACCAAUUUGGAGAAUGGAGCUGACCAGCUGACCCAAACCCUUAAUCGAUAUGUGGGUGACAUUGUGGAGGAGGUGAUGGUUUUUGGAGGUGACAUACUGAACUUUGCAGGGGAUGCUUUGUUGGCGCUCUGGAAAGUCAACCGUAGGCAUAUCAACGACAUCAUCACGCUGGUCCUGAAAUGUAGCUUGAGAAUCCAGCAUGAUUAUGGAGUCUGCGAUACAGAAGUGGGGCUGGAGCUGCGAGUGAAGAUAGGAGUAUCUGCAGGCCACAUCUCAAAAGUUGUUGUUGGAGAUAACAGGCACCAAUAUUUUCUGGUAAUUGGCCGGGCAGUGGAUGAAGUGCGAUUGGCCCAGAGCCUAGCAAAAGCUGGUGAAAUUAUUCUGUCGCCAAAUGGCUGGGAGCUCUGUCACCGGAAAAUCACUGAGGUUCAAAAGAUACCAGAUGAACGAGCUGUUAAGGUUAAAUACAUUAAGCACAUGCCUCUAGAGUUCGAUGAAGAGAAGUUCUUUGAGAGAUGCACACAUCAUCUGGCUGACAAUCACAUCUGUGACAAUCAGGAAAUCCUGAGAAAAGCCUCAAUACUGGCCCCAAAUGAAGAACUUGAGAAAAGACUGCGAAAAUUUGUAACGAGGAAUGUCUUGAAGAAGAUUGAUGAUGACCAGCCACUGGAGUACUUAUCGGAGCUUCGUCCAGUUACCAUUGUCUUUGUCAACUUUCAGUUUGAUGAAAGUGCCAAUACUCUCCACUUGUCCAAGGCUGUUCAGGAUGCCAACAUUUACAUCACAGAAAUGUUACACCCCUUCAGAGGCAAGAUCAACAAGAUCUUCACAUUUGACAAAGGCUGCACUUUCCUUUGCAUUUUUGGUCUCCCUGGAGACAAACAAGCGGAUGAGAGCACACAUGCUCUGGAUUGUGCCCUUAAGAUCCAUACCUUUUGUUCCACGUCACUCAUGAAAGUAAAGCUUGUGUCCAUUGGGGUUGCCAGUGGGCCAGUGUUCUGUGGAGUAGUUGGUCAUCGUGUGAGACAUGAAUAUACAGUCAUUGGCCGCAAAGUGAACCUGGCUGCCCGGAUAAUGAUGUACUAUCCAGGGUUAGUGACUUGUGAUUCAGUCACCUACUCCGAAUCCAAGCUGCCGCACUACUGCUUUCAAGAAGUCCCAUUUACUGACAUGAAGGGCAUUCUGAACCCAGGGACAAUCUAUCAAUACCUUGGUAUCACUGAGAAAACAAUGAUUUUCAAAGCAUAUCUGACCAAGGAGAGAUGUGAAGAUUAUCCUCUACUGGGUAGGAAGAGAGAAACUGAUAUCUUUGAGGAAUUGCUGGAAAAAUUUAAAUACUUCAAAGAAAGCCAUAUUUUAAUAUAUGAAGGACACUUUGGAUAUGGAAAAAGCCAAUUAAUGGCUGAAAUUGCCUAUUUAGGGCAAACAGCUGAUCAAAAGGUUGUAGCCGUGGAGCUAACAAAGAUCAAUGUGUCACAGAGCUUCUUCACCAUGCGGACACUUAUGGCAAUGUUCCUGGGGAUUGAUACCUGCAAAUCUUAUGACACCCGACAGUACACCCUCCAGAACAAAAUCCGUGGACUAAUAGAUGACUCCUAUUAUUGCCUCUUCAACCAGCCCUUUUACGUUAAGUUUCCUGCUUCAGAAGUUGUUUCUAACAUGGAUAGUUUAAGGAGGAAGGGAGAGCUGGAACUAAUUUUCGUAAAGAUUCUCCAGCAUGCAGCAGAGAAGGAAACUACCAUCUUUGUAAUUGAUGGAGCUCAGUUCAUCGAUUCUACCUCUUGGGAGUACCUAGAAAAAUUGCUGAGAAGCCUUCCCAUCUUUAUUGUCCUCUCUUUUUCUCCUUUUGAACACAAGAGACACUUGCUGUGCUCUGCUCCAGGGAGAAUCCUGGCCAGCACGGCAAACACUUACAUUCGACUAAAAGAGUUAUGUCCUACGGUGAUCGUUCAGAAGGCUUGCCAGGACCUCGGGGUGGUCAGUAUCGCAAGGGAACUUGAGACGUUUUUAAUACAAAGAAGCCAUGGGAACCCAUUUUAUAUUGAGGAGCUUCUCCACAACCUCCACAUAAACAGUGUCCUUCAGUACCAUGUAUUGGAAGAAGACGAAGAAAGCGAGGAUGAGUGGGACAGCCUUUUCACCACUGUUGUUCUGAAGCCUCAAGACUCCACUAACGUAGACUACUCAGAGAGUGACGAGUUCAUUUGUACUGUCAAGCAGAAUGUGAAGCUGCACAACAUAAUGCUCCCUCCAAUAUUAAAAGGGAUUGCUCUGGCUGAGUUAGACAACAUGACACCUUCGGAACAGAUGGUGGUGAAAUGUGCAGCUAUCAUUGGUGUGACUUUCAGCACGGAGUUGCUCCUCCACAUCCUCCCAGAUUGGACCAAGAUGAAGAUGAACCAGACGCUGGCAGCCCUGGUGGAAUCCCGUAUCUUUGAGUGUUUUGUUGAAGGAAAAGUGCAGCAGAGUGGCCAAACAAUGGGUGUAUUCUCCCAAGAACUUUACAACUGCCCUUUUAUUGAGACAGCAGCUAAGGGAGAGUCAGAUCUUGCGUCAGUCAUUGCCUAUCGGAUCAAGCAAGAGGAGGCAGUGAUGCAGUGCAAAUUAAUGGGUUUCUGCACUCCGCUGUUGAAGGAAGCAGCCUAUGAGCUCUGGCUCAAGAGCCAGAAAAGAGCUUUGCACCUCAAGUGUGCCAGCUAUCUGGAAAGCGAUGCUCACCAAUGCAAGUACUGUGGGGAAGGGGAUUUCAUUGCUUUCCAUCGCUAUGCUGUGGAUGGCAUGCUGUGGAAAAUAGAUUCGGAGGAGCUUAGAAAUGAGGCAGAGAGGGAUAUCGUGAGCGAGGCUGCCUCAGACCUUGUUUCUGCCAUGAUUCUAACCGCAGGAUCAGCAGAGGCCAUCCGGACAUCGUUGACUACGCAAGAGUCCUUUAGAGUGGAAGAUACAGAAAAGGCAUUUCUAGCCAGGCUGGAUGAAAUCAUCCGGCUUUUUGAUUCAACAACCCACUUCAGAAACAUGGACUCCUGUUACUGUGAGAAGAUUGUGGAGUCUGUCAUUGUGCCCUUAUCUCACCAUUGUAUGGCUGUUGAGAAUUAUGUCCGUGCCUUUUAUUACUUGCUGGAAUGUGCUGCCGCCUAUGUAUACCUCUCCAACAACUACAUGGCCUUUACCUACCUGAGUACAGCAGAGUGCUUGUUGAAAUCCUUGGACCCCAAGCAGAAAAUCAUUAACCAGUUUGAGAUGUCUGUUUUGUACUGUCUCAAGGGUGAGGUCUCUUACAAUAUGGGUCAGAUUAAUUUAGCAAAACGACUGGUGAAGAAAGCUUUGGAGUUGUUAAACAGAAGUUUCCCGCUGACCAUAGUUGGAGCCUUUUUCAUGUCCAUGGUGGAAACUUCUAAACACAUGUCGCAUCAGAAGAAGCAGAAUUCUUGGCAAAUGUCUGAUGGCAGAGAGAAGAGAUUAGCUCUUCUUUACCAGGAAGGCCGCUGCCUCUCCAUACUCUGGCAGGUCUUUAGCCUGGAUCCUGCUACAAACAGUAAGAAAUUCGCCCACUUGGCAGCUCUCAUGACAGUAAACUGCGCAGAGGAGUCUCAGGACGAGGCCCAGAUAAUCUCCUCGUACAUGGAGUUCUCACUCUGCUGUCAGCUGAUUGGCUGUCAACAGGAAUGGAUGAAAUACGAGGAAAUGGCCAUCAAACGUAGUUUGCACCUUGGAGUUGUUGGAAGAGAACUGUUUAUCUUAGCUAAGGUGGUGGCCUCCUUGGCCUACAUGAAGCUUUGUUUGGGGAACCUGCUUUUGGCAAGCAAGCUGAGCUAUCGAGCGCAUGAAAUUUGUGAACAGACCAAGAAAUCUAAACUCAACUGUAGUAUCCUCUUCAACCUUUUCACUGCUCUUUUUCUCAGCGCCAGAUACACUCAAUCUGUGCAAGUGCUGAGUUGGUUGGAAGAGUUCUCUUUUCGAGGUGACAAUAUUAUUGGGAAGGCCUGCUUUGUUUCUGGAUGCAUGGAUCUCAUACUUUAUGCUAGUUUUUCAUAUAAGCCGUUUGCAUACUGCCUGGACUUUGUUCUUGCCAAUGAAGGAAACUGCAUCCUUCUGUCUCAAAACGGCAUCAUGCUCAGCCUGUAUUCUUCUAUGGCCAUUUGGUUUGCACGACUUCAUUUAUGGGAUCACUUCAAAGAGCCGUUCGAACAAGUGAAAAGGCUGGUGAGGAGAACAAGCACCUCGCUCACUGCUAAUUAUGGAUUCUGCAAGUUUCUGGAGUCCGAAACUCUGUUGUUGCAAAAAUAUAUGGGAGAGAGGCCUGACCGAGUCCGUGAGCUACGCAACAAAAUGGGAAAGAACCUGGAGCAGGCGAUGACCCAGUGCUCCACAAGCCCAGUCUACUAUCCUAGGGUUUACCACCUGAAGGCCUAUGUCCUACUGUUGUUUGGGAACGAUGAAGAGAGCCAAGCUUUUCUUGAUAUGGCAACCAAAUACUGUUGUGAAAACUGUCUGGAGAGAUCUUGGCUGACAAUUAGCCAGGAGUGGUGGUUCACUGGAGAAACUGCCAUGGAAGAUGAGUGGUUAAAGACAGCUCCAGAUUUUCCUGUGUGGAAAGAAGGAAUGUCAGAUAAAGAUCUUGAGGUGUAUGAAAGAAACAGGUACCUACUGAAGUUGCCAGAGCAGGAAAGUAACAGUUCAUUCAUAAUAACGAAUGAUGACUAGUUCUGAAGCAUUCUUCAGAC
Messenger RNA from Eublepharis macularius, 4913 nucleotides. RefSeq names its product adenylate cyclase type 10-like. Gene Ontology annotation, cellular component: cytoplasm. Bases 1 to 4893 code for a protein of 1630 amino acids. Gene Ontology annotation, biological process: intracellular signal transduction; cyclic nucleotide biosynthetic process. The transcript has 32 exons. The record is from RefSeq and is a predicted model, not a curated record. Lineage: Eukaryota; Metazoa; Chordata; Lepidosauria; Squamata; Eublepharidae. Gene Ontology annotation, molecular function: adenylate cyclase activity.